GUGUGUGUGCAGGAGAGGAGUCGAGCAGAGAGAGCUGCUUUUUCAUGAAACGGGAGUAAAGUAGUGAACUUACAGGAACAUAUACCACUACCAACGUUUGGAUCGAUAUCUGCAUCGAUCUGCACACCCUUGUCUCCUGGAUUGUAGCUGAGAUCAGCGUGAACCACGUGGGUCUCUGCUCCCUGAUCUGUUUGGAAAGACUUCCAGCUUCAUCACGGAGUUUCUCUCGGCUUGUGGGCUCAUCUAAAGGAAUAAAAUACAAAUAUAUACUUUCUGAGUCUCAACUGAGUAACAGGAGGAGAAAAGUCUGGUGGAGCAGCAGAGGAACAAUUUCAGCCAUUUGGACUCAGCUCAGCCACUACAGAGGAAACAAUGACUUCAACACAAAAGGACCAACAUGGAGCGAGAAGUCAGCGCUCUCAGGAGGCCGACAAACCUCACACAAGAAAGGGAGAGAAAACCUACAGCUGUGAUGAGUGUGGAAAGUCUUUUACCCAGGCUGGAAGCUUUAAAAUACACCAACUCAUCCACAGUAGAGUUAAAGGUUACAGCUGUGAAUUGUGUGGAAAGUCUUUUACCCAGGCUGGAAGCUUAAAAAUACACCAACUCAUCCACGGUGGAGUUAAGCCUUACAGCUGUGAUGAGUGUGGAAAGUCUUUUACCCAGGCUGGAGACUUAAAAACUCACCAACUCAUCCACAGUGCAGUUAAACCUUACAGCUGUGACCUGUGUGGAAAGUCUUUUACCCAGGCUGGAAACUUAAAAACUCACCAACUCAUCCACAGUGCAGUUAAACCUUACAGCUGUGACUUGUGUGGAAAGUCUUUUACCCAGGCUGGAAACUUAAAAACACACCAACUGAUCCACAGUGGAGUUAAACCGUACAGCUGUGACUUGUGUGGAAAGUCUUUUACCCAGACUAGAGACUUAAAAAGACAUCAACUCAUCCACAGUGGAGUUAAACCUUACAGCUGUGAGUUUUGUGGAAAGUCUUUUACCCAGGCUGGAAGCUUAAACACUCACCAACUCAUCCACAGUGGAGUUAAAGCUUACAGCUGUGAGUUGUGUGGAAAGUCUUUUACCCAGGCUCAAAGCCUAAAAACACACCAAGUGUUACACAGUGGAGUUAAACCUUACAGCUGUGGGUUGUGUGGGAAGGAUUUUACCCAGGCUGCACACUUAAAAUCUCACCAAUACAUCCACAGUGGAGUUAAACCUUACAGCUGUGAGUUGUGUGGAAAGUCUUUUACCGAGGCUGGAAGCUUAAAAAAACACCAACACAUCCACAGUGGAGUUAAACCUUACAACUGUGACCUGUGUGGAAAGUCUUUUACCCAUGCUCAAAGCCUAAAAAUUCACCAACUCAUCCACAGUGGAGUUAAAGCUUACAGCUGUGAGUUGUGUGGAAAGUCUUUUACCCUGGCUGCAGACUUGAAAAGACACCAACUCAUCCACAGUGGAGUUAAACCUUACAACUGUGACUUGUGUGGAAAGUCUUUUUCCCAGGCUAGCGGCUUAAAAACUCACCAACUCAUCCACAGUGGAGUUAAACCUUACAGCUGUGACUUGUGUGGAAAGUCUUUUCAAUAUCCAUAUCAGCUGAAAAAACACCAACAGAUCCACACCUGAAAGUAACUACAGGUGCAGUUACUGUGAGAAGUGGAGCAAAGCACAUGGAUCCAGUUCUCAACCCUGUCGUCACUGUGGUGGUGGGAAAGAGUUUCUCUGUGACCUUUGUGGAAAAACUUCAUUCAUCAACGGGACCUAAAACCACAUCAACAUAGACACACUGGAGACAAAAUGAACUACUGCAAAGAAUGUGGGAGAGACUUCCACACACCAAGUACAUUAAAAAUACAUGAACUCUUCCACAGUGGGGUCAAAAAGCACAUCUGUGACCAGUGUGGGUCAUCCUUCACCACUGCACAUGAGCUCAAUGAAAAAGCAUAAGCGAAUCCACACAUGAGAGACACCAUACAAGUGCAAACACUGUGACAGAAGCUUCUCACAAUCAGGUCAUCGUAACAAACAUGAACGUACACACAUGGAAGUGAACGUUACAUUUAGGAAGCUGCAUGUAUCGAUAUGUAUAUAAAGUUUUUUUUUUUUUCCUUUUAGGGAUUUUAAUUCUCUAAAAUGUUAUCCCUGUUACAUUUUAUUCUUUGUUCCCUUAGGACACAGUAGUGUUUAGUAGUUGAAUUCAUGUUAUGUGUUACC
This is a messenger RNA of Pelmatolapia mariae (spotted tilapia), 2217 nucleotides long. RefSeq names its product zinc finger protein 235-like. The record is from RefSeq and is a predicted model, not a curated record. Gene Ontology annotation, cellular component: nucleus. Gene Ontology annotation, biological process: regulation of gene expression. Bases 373 to 1629 code for a protein of 418 amino acids. The transcript is spliced from 4 exons. NCBI's taxonomy places the organism in Eukaryota, Metazoa, Chordata, Actinopteri, Cichliformes, Cichlidae.